CAGGACGAUUGCCAUGAGGACUAUAUAAUGAACAGCGUAGACCCCGAUCCAAAUGCAGAAGCUUAUAUGGACUUCAUGAAGAAACACUGUUGUUAUGAUGCAAUUCCCACCAGCUGCAAACUAGUCAUUUUUGACACCACACUGCAGGUAAAGAAGGCCUUCUUUGCUUUGGUUGCAAAUGGCCUGAGAGCGGCCCCUUUAUGGGACAACAAACUGCAGAGAUUUGUGGGUAUGCUGACAAUCACAGAUUUCAUCAAUAUUCUUCAUCGGUAUUACAGGUCACCCAUGGUGGGUUGCGAUCUCUGCCUCUUCUCUAAUGAUCACCUUGUGUUGUCCUUCGUGGUUUGAAUCAUAUUGAUUUUGCAUUGACUGUCCACAUAAUGCUGCAUGAGACAGAUAUUGUUUC
Molecule: messenger RNA, 406 nt
Organism: Sinocyclocheilus rhinocerous
Lineage: Eukaryota; Metazoa; Chordata; Actinopteri; Cypriniformes; Cyprinidae
Product: 5'-AMP-activated protein kinase subunit gamma-1-like
Exons: 4
Coding region: 28-348 (106 amino acids)
Biological process (GO): protein phosphorylation; regulation of catalytic activity
Cellular component (GO): nucleus; cytoplasm; nucleotide-activated protein kinase complex
Molecular function (GO): protein kinase binding; AMP binding; protein kinase regulator activity
Source: RefSeq, a predicted model, not a curated record